Parnassius mnemosyne (clouded apollo) is the source of this 3849-nucleotide messenger RNA. The record is from the annotation of a GenBank genome assembly. NCBI's taxonomy places the organism in Eukaryota, Metazoa, Arthropoda, Insecta, Lepidoptera, Papilionidae.
AUGGAAGUCACAAAUUCAAUGAGAAUUGAGAAGUUUAACGGCAAGGAUUUUCGACAAUGGAAAUUUCAAGUCAGUUGUGCCUUAAAAGCGAAAGGUUUAAAUAUCCAUGAAAAAAAACCGACGGUGGGUGAUACGACGCAGUGGGACAAAAAUGAUGGCAUGGCCAUGUUUCUAUUAACUUUGUCUAUGGAACUGAACCAAAUCUCAUUAAUUGAAAAUUGUGAAACAGCAAAGGAAGUGAUGACAAGGUUGGAAUCAAUUUACGAACAAAAAUCGGAACUGAACAAAAUGAUGGUGCACGAGAAAUUCUAUCAAUAUAAGAUGUCAUCAACCGAUAGUAUUGCACAGCAUAUUUCCAAAGUCGAGAACUUAGCUAAACAAUUAAAAGAGACUGGCGAGGAAAUAAGUAAUACAGCAAUUAUGACAAAAAUAUUAAGUACACUACCUUCAAAGUAUCGUUCUCUGCGUCAGGCAUGGCUGUCAUUAGAUCCACAUUCUCAAACAAUUCAGAACUUAACAACAAGAUUAUUAGAUGAGGAGGCGAGUUUGACAUAUGAGGAGGAAUCUGAGAGUGCUUUAGUAGCCAUGAAACAUUCUAAGCCACAAAGAAAAUUUCAGAAUCACAAUAUAAAAAAAAUUUCAACGUCUGGUCAAAAUAAUCAGCAUCGAUUUAUAUGUUAUAACUGUAACAAGAGAGGGCAUUUUGCAAGAGAUUGUCGAGCCCCAAAGAAGUCUGAGAGGAAACCUCAAGAGCAAAAGAUGCUUGCAUUCAGUGCCGAGCAAUGUUUACAGUCUGAAGCAGAUAUAGAUACAUGGAUUCUUGACAGUGGUGCAUCUGCACACAUGUCAUACAGGCGCGAUUAUUUCAGUGAGUUAAUGGAUUAUGGCAAGAAUAGUGGUGGUACAACUGUGAGAUUGGGAAAUAAGAAGGAACUAGUGGUGCAAGGUUGUGGAAAUAUAUUAAUUAAUAGAUGUGUGAAUGGAAAGUGGGAGAAAAGUAUUCUAGAAGAUGUACUUUAUGUACCAGAGCUACGCAGAAAUUUGUUCUCAGAAGGCAUGGCAACAAGAAAAGGCUAUGUUAUAAUUAAGAAGUACAAUGAGGCCUUAAUAUUAAAAGAUAAUACUGUUGUUAUGACUGCAACAUUGAAGCAGAAUAAUCUAUAUGAAGUAAAUAUUAAAACCACAGUGCAAAUAGAUUGUAAUUUAGCACAGUCAAGUUUGAAAAUCUGGCAUGAACGUUUGGGACAUUUAAACUUGAAGGAAGUGAAAAACAUGAGCAAGAAUGGUGCAAUUCCAGUAAAGUUAACGGAUGACAUCAACUUUGUGUGUGAGGCUUGUCAAUAUGGCAAACGGAGCCGCUUGCCAUUUCAUAAAUCUUGUAGAGGAGAAUGUGAACCUGGUGAUUUAACCUACAGUGAUGUGUGUGGACCUGUAGAACAUACAUCUGUAUCUGGAGCAAGAUAUUUUGUUUUAUUUAAAGAUGGUGCCACCAGCUAUAGACAUGUGUUUAUUAUCAAGCACAAAAGUGAUGUCCUGGAUUGCUUUAAGAAAUACAAUGCAAUAGUGAAAAAUAAGUUUGGUCAUGGCACUCGUAUAUUGCAUACAGACAAUGGACGUGAGUACGUUAACAAUGAACUUAAAUCUUAUUUGAAUAGUGAAGGAAUAGUUCAUGAACGCACAGCACCCUACACGCCUGAACAAAACGGUAGAGUGGAGAGAGAAAUGCGGACAAUAAUGGAGAGUGCAAGAUCUAUGUUGUACUCUCGUGAUAUCUCAUUGGAUCUCUGGGCUGAAGCAGUAAACUGUGCUGUUUAUUUAUUAAAUCGAAGUUCUUCUACCCAGACAAAGGAUGUAUCCCCAUAUGAGCUGUGGAAUGGACAGAAGCCAGCCCUUCAACAUAUAAGAGUAUUUGGUUCAGAAGGAUAUGUCCAUAUACCUGAUGAAAGAAGAAGAAAACUAGAUAAAAAGAGUGUAAGAUUAAUAUUAGUAGGAUAUGAAAAUGAAAAUUAUAGAAUGUUUGAUAUUGAAAGUGGGAAGAUAACAAUAAGUAGAAAUGUACACUUCAAUGAGAACAACAUACCAGUACUGAGGAAACACACAACUUCAAUUUCUAUCACCGAUGAACAAGAGCAAAGAGAAGGCAUACAAGAUAUACCAGUUUCUCCAGGAGACAACCAAAAUAUUUCUGAAUCUAGUUUUGAAAGUGUAGAAACACAAGAAGAUCCCAAUGAUGUGACGUACCAGCCUCCACAAAUAAUUUCUGAAGAUGAUGAAAGAAAUAUUACACUGAGACCUAGAAGGAAAAGAAAUGAAGAAGCAAAUUUUAUUGAGUUAGAUGUACCUACGACAUAUGAAGAAGCUAUAAACUGUAAAAAUAGUAAUAAAUGGAAGGAAGCUAUAUGUGAAGAAUUAGAGUCAUUAAAAGAAAAUAAAACCUGGAAGUUAGUAAACAGAAAUAAUGAGAAAACAGUGACCUCAAAAUGGGUAUUUUGUGUAAAAAGAAAUUCAGAUGGUGAUAUAGAAAGAUACAAAGCUCGUCUUUGUGCACGUGGGUUUACACAAACUAAGAACGUCGAUUACAAGGAAACAUUUUCACCAACAACAAGAUUCGAUUCCAUUAGAAUAAUAUUAUCUCUUGCAGCUCGAAAGAAUUAUGAACUACAACAAUUUGAUGUCAAAACAGCAUUUUUGUACGGUGAGUUAUCAGAGGAUGUCUAUAUGGAGGUGCCUGAAGGUGUCCAUGCUGAGCCAAGGAAAAUCUGUAAGUUAAUAAAAUCAAUAUACGGGCUAAAACAGUCAUCACGCUGUUGGAAUAGAAAAUUCUCUUCUUUCCUAACUACUUAUGGUUUUGAAAUGUGUCCCUCUGACAACUGUAUAUUUGUGGGUCAUUUUAAUAAUUAUAAAGUUAUCUUGAUCUUGUAUGUAGAUGAUGCUUUAUUAUUGUCAAAAAGUAAAAGUAUAUUGUUGCAUAUUAUAAAUGAUUUAAAACAAAGUUUUAAGAUAAAAGAAUUUAAUUUAAAUAUGUUUGUUGGCAUGGAAAUAACUAAAAAUGAUGGAAUAAUUACUUUAAGUCAAAAACAGUACAUAAAACAAAUUAUAAAUAGAUUCAACAUGUCAGAUGCCAAUCCUUGUAGUACCCCUGCUGACAAUAAUGUAAUUUUAAAGAAAAACGAUAGUGAGAGUAACAUUAAUUUUCCAUAUAGGGAAGCAGUAGGAGCCCUGAUGUUUUUGUCAACCGUAUCUAGGCCUGACAUUUCUUAUUCUUUGAAUGUAGUUAGUAGAUAUUUAAAUAAUCCCAGUAAAGACCAUGUAAAUGCUGUUAAACGAAUUAUUCGGUACUUGUUAAAGACAAAAGAUGUUUGUAUUACUUAUAAUUGUAACAAAGAACUAGUAGGUUUUUCUGAUUCUGAUUUUGCCUCAGAUAUUGAUUCUAGAAAAUCUAAUACAGGAUAUAUUUUUAUGAUGAAUGGUGGACCUGUUUCUUGGGCUAGCAGGAAGCAAAAUACUGUGGCAUUAUCAACUACAGAAUCAGAGUAUAUGGCUGCAAGUGAGGCUGCCAAAGAAAUUUUAUGGCUUCGGCAGUUAUUAAUUGAUAUUGAUGAACCACAAUUGGUGAUAACCCUAUGUAUAGAUAAUCAGAGUGCUAUUAAACUCAUUCAUAAUCCUAUUUACCACAAAAGAACAAAGCACAUAGACAUAAGAUAUAAUUUCAUCAGAGAAAAGGUAGAACAAAAUGUAAUAAAUGUUCAAUAUGUGAAAAGUUCAAAUCAACUUGCAGAUUUUUUAACAAAAGCUUUACCUUCUGGUAAAUUUAUUCUUAACAGAGAUCAAGUACUGAAUAUAAACUGA